AUGUUAUCUCGAUCGAUCAGUAGGCUAGUCCGGCCUGUUCGCCUGGACCUUCCUCCCUGGGCCGGCCCUCGGAUCGGCUGUGUCCGCUCGUCGUCACUGAUCUCCUUUGCCGGCCGCUCGAUAUCGUCCAGCUCGGCCUCGUGGGCCAAGAAGAAAGCCGGCGGGAAUAGCACCGCCAAGCCGAGCCCCGAAGGCCUCGCCAAGAUCCCGUCGACGAAUCUGAAUCAGGACGGGAAUGAGGAGCGAUUCAACCGGAACAAGGUGGAGAAGGAGAUGGACAUGACGGUGGCUCGAUUGCGGCAGAAUGUGAACCUGAUCGUCAACCGGGUUGGUCGCCUGACGCCGGCCUAUCUCGACGGAAUCAAGCUGCUCCAUGACCACCAACGGCUCGGGAUCAACUCGGUCGCCCAAGUCAUCGUCGUCGACUCCAACACUUUGUCCGUCGUGCCUUACGAUCCUUCAUAUACCAAGUCGAUCGAACAGGCGCUCUACGGCUCGACCUUGAACCUAGCACCCAAGCUACAACCCGACGGCUCGCUCUCCAUCGCCAUCCCCAGAUUGACAAUCGAUACCCGUAAGGUAUUGGCUAAGGAGAGCGGCGAGCUCUGCGAACAGGCCCGGGCGGGGAUCCGCAAUAUCCGUCAAGCCGCACAGAAGGCAAGCAGGAACGACCUGGAUUCGAAUCUGAUCACCAAGGACGACUUCAAAGACAACCAGAAAUCGCUCGACAAUGUCUCCAAAACUUACGGCAAAUUGGUCGAUGGAAUCGAAUCCAAGUCCAAGGCGGUCUUACUCGACAAAUAA
This is a messenger RNA of Puccinia graminis f. sp. tritici CRL 75-36-700-3, 804 nucleotides long. RefSeq lists its product as uncharacterized. NCBI's taxonomy places the organism in Eukaryota, Fungi, Basidiomycota, Pucciniomycetes, Pucciniales, Pucciniaceae. The transcript is spliced from 5 exons. Gene Ontology annotation, molecular function: ribosomal large subunit binding. The record is from RefSeq and is a predicted model, not a curated record. Gene Ontology annotation, biological process: translation. Gene Ontology annotation, cellular component: mitochondrion. The coding region runs from base 1 to 804 and encodes 267 amino acids.